Molecule: messenger RNA, 218 nt
Organism: Gongylonema pulchrum
Lineage: Eukaryota; Metazoa; Nematoda; Chromadorea; Rhabditida; Gongylonematidae
Source: the annotation of a GenBank genome assembly
AUUGAAAAGCGAGUGAAGAGACAAUGGUGGGGUGGCGGAUGGAAUCCAUGGGGAGGCGGCGGCUGGAACAGAUGGGGUGGCGGAGGUUUCAGGCCUUGGGGUGGCGGAUGGGGUCGUCCAUUUGGUGGCGGUUUCGGUGGUGGAUGGGGCAGAAGAUGAAUAUGUGGAGCAAGUGGAACAAUAUUUACACUAAUAAAAUUCAAAUGAAGCUGCAGUAA